Messenger RNA from Xiphophorus maculatus (southern platyfish), 1821 nucleotides. Its product is annotated as RNA-binding protein 4B-like. The record is from RefSeq and is a predicted model, not a curated record. The transcript is spliced from 4 exons. Gene Ontology annotation, molecular function: mRNA binding. Lineage: Eukaryota; Metazoa; Chordata; Actinopteri; Cyprinodontiformes; Poeciliidae. The coding region runs from base 98 to 1120 and encodes 340 amino acids. Gene Ontology annotation, cellular component: cytosol.
UCUUCCUCUUGCUGUAGCUAACAGGAAGUGGUGGGUAGAACGAUCCACAAAAGAUACUUCAUUCUAUUCAGGUCGUCAUUGGAAACCAUCCUCAGCAAUGGUGAAGAUUUUUGUGGGGAACCUUCCCCGAGAAGCUACCGAGGAUGAGAUCAAGGAGCUCUUUGAGGAGCACGGCACGGUCACUGAAUGCGCCAUCAUCAAGAACUUUGCCUUUGUCCAUAUGGAUGACCGUAAGGCUGCCACCAAAGCCAUCAGGACCCUUCAUCAGCACAAGCUCCACGGCACAGCGAUCAACGUCGAGGCCAGCCACGGGAAGAACCAGGGCCCAGUGAAACUGCAUGUAGCCAAUGUAGAAAAAGGAGCUGAUGACGAACUCCGUGCUCUGUUUGAAGAGUACGGUACGGUCACAGAGUGUGCUGUUGUCAAGAAUUUUGCUUUUGUGCACAUGCCCAACUAUGAUGAGGCCAUGGAUGCUAUCAAAGGGCUUGAUAACUCUGAGUUUCAAGACAAACGCAUCCACGUUCAGGUUUCUAAGAGUCGACCUAGGUAUGAAGAAUGUGAAGACUACCCACCUCCUCCCCCAGACAGGGGAGGCUACUGGCCUCCACACUAUCCAGGAGAGCGGCCUGAGCCGCCCCCACCCGGCUACCUGAGGGCUCGCCCCAUGCCCCCUGGUUACCCAGGUCCUCCUCUGCCACCCCCUCCCCCGAGGCGGGCGACUUAUCCUGAGCGGUCCUAUGACAGCGAAAGGGAGGGAUACAGUGUAGUAGAUUACUACGAGAAGUACCGAGCUCGUCCGUACGCCAUGUCUCCCUAUGAAGAGCAUCGUGCUAUACCCCCACCUCCUCCGCCUCCGCCCUCUUCUGUCGUUCGAGACCGCCUUAUGACCUCACCGCUUAAUCCAUAUGAGCGUCGGCCCCUCCCUCCACCCCCUCCGCCUCCCCCCUCAUCGUACUACGCCCGAGAUCGCAGCCCAAUCCGGAGGGCUCCUAACGCACCGUUGCCCCCUCCGCCCAGUAACGGCUAUGCCUACGAUCGCUCUCCAUACACAGUUCCACGUGCAAGGGACCCCUAUGCGGACCGGCUGCCUCCGCCACCACCUGCACGCUACGCAUACUAAUGCGACACGUCAGCAUUUUGAAGGAUUGUUGUCCGACUGCGUCGCCGCUUCCUGAUUCACGUGACUUUAUCCUCUUCCUGUCUGCGGCUGAGCGCGUUUCGUUCCUCUACAACACUCAAAAGGAUCUGAAUUCUUUUCGUCAAUGGCUGUUUGUUUGGUUUUAGUGCUUAGAAUAUGUUUUUUCCUUCUUCUGACUGUUUUAGUGUUGAAUUGUACUGUAAAAUCCUUACUGGCAAACGUCUGAAUGGGGCGUCUUUUUAUUUAAAACAACCUUUUCGUUUUAUUAAGCGUAAUAUUGUGUGUGACCUUAGAAAGUUAAAUAAUAUUCGCAUUCCUUUAAAGGCGGCUUUAGUUUACUCCCCAACCUGCACGUUUGAUUAAUCAUGUAAAUGCUCUCCAUCAAAAUUCAAACUUCUGUGGCGUUGCUGUGAAACGUAAAUGGAAAACAUGUAAAUUAGUAACUGCCCAUUUAGUGACGCAAUUAAUACUGUGCGUUUGCAAGAUCUGCUAAAUUUUCCCUUUUGGUAAAAUAACUUUUGAUUAGUAAGUGUGAUCUCGAUGCUCACUGCGCAACACCUUUUCACCUCUGUAACCGUUUGUAAUUGUUUGCUGAUUUUAAUAAUCUUUUCCUCAAUAGAAACAAGCGAAUCACAGCCAUGUAAAAGCGUUACGUUGAUUAAAGAACGUCUUGUCGGCUCUUG